Messenger RNA from Osmia lignaria (orchard mason bee), 396 nucleotides. The record is from RefSeq and is a predicted model, not a curated record. Lineage: Eukaryota; Metazoa; Arthropoda; Insecta; Hymenoptera; Megachilidae.
AUGAAACGGAAGAAGAACAAGAUGCACAAUCAUCAAACACUGAUGACGGAAGACAAUAGGAGGAAGACCAGGAGAAGGAAAAAACUGAAGAGUGCAAAUGUACCUGAAAACUAUGAUGAGGUCAUAACUUGUCCAGAAUCGAAGAGGUGGAUGAAAGCAAUGAAAGAAGAAAUUGGAAGCCUGGAAGAAAAUAAUACCUGGUCUUUGGUGGAUGAACCAGUUAAUGAAAAAAUUAUUGAAGUAAAAUGGAUUUACCAAAUCAAAUCAGAUGGAAAAUACAAAGUACAUGUUGUUACGAAAGGUUUCCAACAACCGUACCAAGAAAAAGAAGAUUCGCCAGUGGCAAGGACGAAUACGUUAAAACUCUUACUGUUAGUCGCAUGUAUCAACGGAUAG